UUCCCCUAUUGUUGUACCAGUUUAUUUCUCUACUUCCAAGCAGGUAGGUACAAGCAGCAGAGAAUUGGUCCAUUUUUAUUUUUGUUUAGGACGAAAAAGACAAUGUGUUUCUGUUCUCUUCAAGAAACAGAAAAAAAAAGUCUGUCUACUUGGCGCAAAUACAGGUAAUCCUCAACUUACAAUUGAGCCGGCCAUUUAUGUUGCUAGGUGAGACUUUUGUUAAGUGAGUUUUGCCCCAUUUUUCUUGCCACAUUUGUGAAGUGAAUCUGGCUUCCGCAUUGAUUUUGUUUAUUAGGUCACAAAAAGGGAUCGCUUUUUGCCCACCCUCUGGGACACUGCAAUUGUCAUAAAUAUGAGUCAGUUGUCAAGCAUCUGAAUAUAAAUUACAUGACCAUGGGGAUGCUGUGCAAGUCAUAAGUGUGAAACAUGGUAAUAAAUCGCUUUUUUCAGUGCUGUUAUAACUGUGAAUACUCACUAAGUGAAGUGUUGUAAACUGAGGACUACCUGUACUUUUAACAAAAAUAUACUAUAUAGGAUAUCAGACAAUCUUCAAACAUUUUUAUCAAGAUUGUCUAGUAUGAAGGAUCCUUGGUGCUGAUUGUCUUGUGUGCUGUACAGACUGUACUUCUUUCUACAAAACCUCUUCCAAAAUGCUGAACCAAGAUCCCAGAAUAUUUUAUUAGACUGAAAAUGAUUGGCAUAACCAACAGAAGCUUUGCUCAUUAAUUUGCUCUUUGAAAAACUUAGUAGAGGUAGAAGUGGAUUAUUGUAAACCUGGAUGGAGUAUGGUUCUCUGAGAGCUGCAGGGUUGAAUUCAAUACUUAAAAAUCAAUACUUACUGCAUCCCUUCUAACAUUCAGGUUCCUUUCUAAGGAUCUUUAGAUACUGAAGACUGAGAUUUUACAAAGGCCAAUCGGAAGAUUUAGUUCUGGGAUCAAUUCAUGUGCUGUAACUAAGAAUCAACAUUGACUUGAUGGCACUUAAUCAAUGAAUAUCAAUUUGGUGGCAUAGUCCUUUUUAUCCUGUUUGCUGUUAAAUGUAAUGUUUUAACUUUUAAUCUCCAUUUUUUUUCGUCAAGUCCCGUACCUGAAGGUUGGGACUUGAAGUUGCUGUCAAAGGAAAAAGUGGUGUGAUUUUUACACGCUGACAGGCUAUGAAGGAUUGAGCUUCAAGAUGGGCAACUUUAUAAGUGGGGGAGAUCCUUGGUGAUUUCUGAGCUUUCUUGUUUUCUUGCAGACGUUUCAUUACCCAAACUAGGUAACAUCAUCAGUGCUAGUAAGGAGUGGAGUUUACUCUCUAUUUAUAUUCUACUGAUUGGCCCUGGAGUGCUCUUAAGAGAUUCUUUGGUUGAACUGUUUACUGUUGGAUUUUUUUUAUUUAUUUGCAUUUAUAUCCCGCCCUUCUCCGAAGACUCAGGGCGGCUUACACUAUGUUAAGCAAUAGUCUUCAUCCAUUUGUAUAUUAUAUACAAAGUCAACUUAUUGCCCCCAACAAUCUGGGUCCUCAUUUUACCUACCUUAUAAAGGAUGGAAGGCUGAGUCAACCUUUUGGCAGUUUCUUGAUUAGGGUAUUGUUUAUUGAUUGUCUAUGGAGAUUCUCAAUCAUCCAAGUGAUGGUUGUCCCAAAGGUGAUUUUUCAAGAGGCAACUGGACUUUCUAUUUUUUUCUUGAAGAUGUUUCACUUCUCAUCCAAGCAGCUUUUUCAGCUGACUGGAAUGAGAAUGGAAGGAUUUAUAUUCCUUGCAGACAGCUGGUCAUUUGCAUUCUUUUAGAUAAUUGUUAAGGCCACUUUGAGGUUUAUCUGUGUCCUUAGGGUCACCUGAGUGGUGCAAAUGAGUGUGGAGCCUUCUUGGAACUGCUGAAAGGAUUGUGGUGUAGACUAGAGAUAGAUGAUAUAGUAUCCUUCCCCUUCUGUUGAGAAACGGCUGUUCAAUUUUGACAUAGAUGGCCUCUUUGAUCACUCUUUCAAACCAGAGGUCCUCUGCUCCAAAUAUGGACUUUGCUGUCUUCAAAAGAAUGGCCUUUGUCCCAAUGAUGGACAUUGUCCCAAUGGGUUUGUUCUCCUAUGUUGUGCCAUGCAUUUAUGAAAUGGUUUUGUUUUUCCAAGGUACUGAUUUGCACAUGGCUCGCUGCAUUGUACUGCAUAUAUCUGUUUGUGGCUGGGGCAGACUUGAGAUGGACAAUAAAAAUACUGGGGUGGCCAAGCUUCUGCCUUAGGGUAUUCUUGGAUUUGUUUACUUGAUUGUUGAUCUGAUGGAGUUAAUCUAUGCUGAUCAGGGUGCUGACUGCUGGAGGAGAGGUGCUUGGGUUUUUUUGUUCCCUUUUCUGGAAGGAAGGUUACUGUCCCAAGAAGAAACGAAAGCAUUUAGCAACGAUCCAAACAAGAGGAAACAAAAACUUCGGAGGGAAGCGAAAACCUCGAGGCCGGUUACUCAAUCAGCGUCGCCGCUUCUUUUAGAUUCCCUUUUUGCUUCUGGGAUCCUGACGUUGCACAGCAUACGGAAGAAAACCGGACCGGGCAAAGCAAAGGCCGUUAGACCCAAAUAACUGGCAAAAAGAACGUUAAAAACCGUCUUUCCGGGGCUUCGCGCCCUCCGGACCCUCCCCUCACCUCCAAUUCGCCAAGCCAGGUGUCAAUCCAAAUCCCCUCGAGGCAAUUCAGCCAAUCACCAAGCUUGAAUUGUUCCCUUAUGGGUCUCUAGAUCAGACACUCGUUAGUUUAAAAUGCGGAGCUCGGCAAAGCGUCGUUAUUGUCUCGGAGCAACGCCUCCCAGCCCCUCAAGAAAUAUGUCGGGUCUUUCAAUCGAUCGGCCAAGGUUCGACACAUUUGCGUCCAGAUUAACAACCCGGCGCUUUAUUGGAUUGGAAGGACGCUACUCUGAAAAGACUCGAAUUUACGGCUGCCGUUCAUUUGACGACAGGCCGUCGCCUCUACUGCACCAGUGUCGCGUGCGUUGAUGGCACCGAGAGGCGGGAUCUCCCUGCUGAUUGGAGGGGGCUUGCCGGCUCGUCUUUUCAUUGGUUGUGUAGUGCCUCCUCUGCCUCCAAACAAUGACUUCGGUCUACUUUUUUGCGGCUUCUUCAGCUUCCCGGCUAAGAAAAACGGAAUCCCGACCCUGCGUUCCUGUCAACGAUUGGCGGACGCUUCCCGCUAGUCCCGCCUCUCGUCGGAACACCUCGUCUCCUCCCUUCCUCAUUUUCAUCGCAGUAUCCCACAAGUCCCCUUAGUGAUUGGCUGCGUCCCCAAGCCCCACUCUAUUCCGAUUGGCUACUUCUCCGUAGGACCCCUGUCUUCGUUCCGAAUCCCUCUGCGUACAUUUCUUUCUUUCUUUCUUUUAGUCCUUUCUUGAUUGGAUAAACCUGUCUUCCUCCUCGCUGUUCAUUGGGUGAAACGUCGGCCCAGAGUGCGUGCGCAACUCGGGUGGCUUUCUCUGGCUCGCUCUUUUUCCGGAGGUGUCGCCGUCGCCGUCGCUGCUGCCGUCUAGGUGGGGGGGGGACGGCGGUAGGGAGCCGCGAAGCUUUGAGCUUCUUUCCUCUCGUUUCCCUUCCGUCACCGUCGCUCAGGCAUUGAGCUGGGCGACCAGGCCACGUCCCCCCCCAUUGGGGGGGAGGGGGGCCAUUGUUAUGGAGACGGGUUCUGGGGACCCUCCGUCGCCGCCGCCUCGGCCCAAUGCUUCUCGGUCGGUCCUUCACGUUCUCAAGCGGAGGGCUCCGGCUCCUGAGGCCUUCGAAGGGACAAUGAACAGCAAGCCAGGUUUGCCUCUGGCCACAGCGAACGAUGCAGCAAUAAGCAUGGACCCCGGAGAAGUGCCAACCGGUGCCACCCCGGCAGCACCUUGCAACCCUACAGAGGUGACGUUAACCACGAUGAUUGCAGAGAUGACACUUGUGGCCAACAGUGCUGGAAAGGGGGCAGAGCCUGGAGAGGCGAGGUCUGAAACUGUAGCGAUGGAUGCUGGAGACGCGUUUUCGGGGGAUACAGUGGUCCCUGUGGUCAAUUUGGUGCCUCCUGUCAUCCCUAAGGCUACCAUGAACGAAGGUGGGGUGAUGCCGGCAUCGGUGGCUUUGCCAAGAGACACAGUAGUGAAACCCCUACCGGUUGCACCAGCUUCACCAACCGUGAUUGUGGUGGCCCCCAGUCCUAUGACCCCACCGGAGAAGACUUCACCAACAUCUCCAGAGGGUUUGAUGCUUCAUGACUUUUCCACUCCUCGACCACCUCAAGAUAUGGGUUCCCAGUCUAGCCUGGGCACUACUGCAUCCAAAGUCCCUCCAGCUUCUGAUACUUUGAGCUAUUUAGAUUCUGUUAGUCUCAUGUCGGGCACGUUGGAGUCGCUGACUGGUCCUGGAUUCCUUGACGAUGCUAGCUCUCUGGGGUCUGAUUCUGAAAUCAAUGGACUUGCCUAUCGUAAGACUGAUAAAUAUGGCUUCCUGGGGGGCAGCCAGUAUUCCAUUACACUGGAAAGCGCCAUCCCUGUGGACGUGGCCAGACAGAGGGAACUUAAGUGGCUGGACAUGUUUUCUCAUUGGGAUAAGUGGCUGUCACGUCGAUUUCAGAAGGUGAAAUUGCGGUGCCGGAAGGGGAUUCCCUCUUCUCUCCGUGCCAAAGCAUGGCAGCUACUCUCAAAUAGCAAGGAACUUUUGGAUCAAAAUCUGGGGAAAUUUGAGGAUUUGGAGCGUCAGCCUGGUGAUCCCAAAUGGCUAGAUGUGAUCGAGAAGGACCUCCACAGGCAAUUCCCUUUCCAUGAGAUGUUUGCAGCUCGAGGAGGCCAUGGGCAGCAGGACCUCUAUCGCAUCCUGAAAGCCUAUACCAUCUACCGGCCAGAAGAAGGUUACUGCCAAGCACAGGCGCCCGUAGCUGCAGUUUUGCUGAUGCAUAUGCCUGCGGAGCAAGCUUUCUGGUGCCUGGUGCAAAUCUGUGAGAAAUAUCUUCCUGGGUACUAUAGUGCUGGAUUGGAGGCAAUCCAGUUGGAUGGGGAGAUCUUCUUUGCGCUUCUCCGACGAGCGUCUCCCAUUGCCUAUCGUCACCUGAAGAGAUACAAGAUCGACCCCAUCUUGUAUAUGACUGAGUGGUUUAUGUGCAUCUUUUCCCGGACCUUGCCUUGGUGUUCCGUGUUACGUGUGUGGGAUAUGUUUUUCUGCGAAGGAGUGAAGAUAAUUUUCCGGGUGGGCUUAGUGCUACUCCGGAAUGCCUUGGGCUCAGUGGACAAGUUGCGGUCUUGUCAAGGCAUGUAUGAGACGAUGGAGAAAUUGCGAAAUCUCCCUGUUCAGAUCAUGCAAGAGGAAUACUUGGUACAUGAGGUGAUUAAUCUUCCAGUUACUGAAGCCCUCAUCGAGCGAGAGAAUACUACCCAGCUAAAGAAAUGGCGGGAAACUCGGGGGGAGCUCCAGUACAAGCCCUCCCGCCGACUCCAUGGCUCACGAGCCAUCCACGAGGAGCGCUACCGUAUGAACCCUCCCCUGACAGCCAGCGCCAGCCUCCUGAGCCUCACAGGGCUAAAGCACAGAGUUGCCCUAGGCAGCAUCAGCGGUCCCUCUUUCUCUCCAGCUCAUUCCAUAAGUACCCUGGCUGAGUCGCCUUCACCUUCCCGGGUCCCUGCUGCUGCCCAGAACCAGGUAGUGGUAUCCGAAGGUCUUCACGCUGCCCUGCCCUCCCCUACCGGGAACAACACCCCCUUGGGUGGACCUAAGAAAAGCAGCAGCAGCAAAGUGGAAAAGCGAAAAGAAAAAGAACGGGAGAAGCAAGAGAAGAUAGAGAAGGAGAAGCAGAAGCUGCAGAAGGAGCGGGAGAAGAAGCUGCAGAAGGAGCGGGAGAAGCAGGAAAAGGAGCGGGAGAAGCAGGAAAAGGAGCGGGAGAGGAAGCAGCAGAAAGAACGAACCAAAGAGGAAGCCAAGUUAAAGAAAGAGAAGAAGCUGUCUUUGAGGAAAAAAGAACCCAAAUCGGCUCCUGAAGAUGGAAGAGAUGGGGAAACCUCAGGGGGCUCUGUGCUCCAGGACACUUAUUUUUGAACAAUACUAAAGGGGUGGGACAGCGCAAGGCUGAGCAACAUCCGAGGACCAAGAACAUGGUUGCCACUAGAGGCAUAGUGUGGUUGAAGGACCCAAAGGACUGGAGGAGAGGUACGCCAAGGGGAAUCGCAGCUGGACAUGGAAAUCCCCCAGACUGAGGGUCAGAGGGGGUUGGAGGAGAAUUACCUGGAGUCCAUGGGGUAACCUCUUUUGUGCACCUGAGGUGGGCUUGAAUCCCCCAUCCUGCUUUCCUCGACCGUAAGGACCAGAGAGAAAAGGUCCACAAUAGCUGCUGUGCUCUAUGCGUGGACACAGAACUUGGUGGCCCGUGUGAAUUUCACCACAACCGACACAACCCUCCUCUUUCCCUCCAAGCUGGGAGCCUAACCAAGGAAGCAAUUGCGUUCUUUACGAGUACUUUGUACAGAACUGCUUUCCCUUUAAAACUGUUUAACCGCUCCAGGGAUGACAUCACCUUGCUCCAGAAAGGCAAAAUAUGGACUCUGCCCCCUCCCCAAUAUUAACAGACUCUUCUGCCAUUGCAAAGUGGAUUAGCCCUUUCAACAUUCUCACAUAUUCCCCCCCUCCAAUUCUCUUCGACUUAGUGGGCUUCACAGGGCACUUAGGAAACAUCCCAUAUAGAUAGGUACUUGCCCCCUCCCUCUUUGCAUGGCUUCUUACAGGCUAAGCUAGCUGCCUUGUUUCCUGCCAAAUCACCUCUCUUUUUAGAACCAUUUGUUGUUAGGCAGACAUGGAACCAGGGUAGCUUCUUUGAGCUUGGACAUUCAAGAAAAGAGAAGUUUGGUCCUGUUGGCUUUUUGCAAUGAUGUGUGUCAAAACUGUGGCAGAAGAUUAAGGAAGCUAGGAUUGGCCAGUUGACUGUUCCCAUAUAAGGGAUUCCUAGCAGUCAACAAGGGGGAAAAAAACCCUCAGUUUCUAGAAAAGUUUGCUGCAUUGGUGCAGAAAAGAGAAGUAAUUAGAAUGGGUUCAAAAGAGAGGCUGCAUUUUCUGGUUCUCUGUUUUUGACAUGUAGUCAAAUAGUUUUAGUCAGAACAAAGUGGGGAAAAAAGGUCAAUUUCCUGCCCUUCAGAAGUAGCUUUUGGCAGAAACAUUCCUGAGAAAUCUAGGAGGGUAACUUUUGUCUGACCGCUUGCUAUUUUGUCCAAAAGAGGUAUUAACUUUUGGGGAGAACUGUCCCCAAGAAGAGAUUUUGGCAAACUGUGUCUCCCCAAGUGGCUAUAGCUGUAAAUUAUUGAAAUAUUUGUUACAUUUAGCUUUAAAUCCUAUCCCUUAAAAACAAAAGAUCUCCAUUACAGAAUAAAUUCCUUAAGAAUUAGUUUUUAACCUCCACUGAUUUACUUAGAUAGUUCCUGGGGUGUACUUUUUGAAGAUAACUGAAGACGUUUUCCAAUUUUAGUGCUGCUCCCCUGUCUUUUCACAAAACCAACAGGGUUUCUUGAGCAGUGGCUGAUAAAGCUGGUUUAAAACUGGUUUUUAGCUUGUUGAUGUAGAUAUUAACAAAUAUGAUGCAUGCCUGAUUUCCUUGUCCCACAAAAAUGGGCCUUUAAAGCAGUAUUUCUCAACCUUAGCAAAUUUAAGAUGUGGGAACUUCAACUCCCAGGAUUCCCCAGCCAGCAUGGGGAAUGGUUGAGGAAUUCUGGGAAUUGAAGUCCAUACAUCUUAAAGCUGCCAAAUUGGGAAACACUAUUUUAAAGUAAUUGGAAUGUAUUUUGCUCUAGACAUUUUUUUUUCUGUGGUUCGCUGUGCGGCCACAAUGGAGAUCUGUUUCCUUUUAAGGAGCAACGUGCUGAUAACUGCCUUGCAAAUCUUUAAUGGUGGAGCAGAAGGCAACUGUCAAAACUCUGGGUUUCUAUUCUAUGCAGUCUAGGAAAAUAAUAUUGGCAGGUCAUAGGGUUGAUCAGCCUAGGAAUGGUGGAAAGAGGUUUGGGGAGUUUGAAACUGGAAGAUAAAUUCUUGCUGCAUUGGAAGUCAGACUGGGCUACAGUAUUAUGAGUCCAUACUGGAUUCAUGAGUUCCCAAUUCUUCCGCAGCAUCUUUUCCUUCUCUUAUGUUCUUUGCAGUUGUGAAUAGUUUGAAAAUCAUGAGCCUGUUUCAGAAUUUCACUUCCCCAAAUAUAUCUGUACCAAAUAGCAGUUUCUCUUUGGAUUCACAUCCCUAACGAAAAUGUUCUAUUAACGUAUUCUCCUCUCUGUAUAUACUUUUUCUCUCUAACACAUAUAUUAUAUAUAUGUUUCAGUAUUGUAAUUAUGUAUACAGAUCCUUGGUUUUUUUUUUCUUUGACCUUGUGCUCUUAUUUAAUGGGACAGACACUGGAAAUUAGGAAUCCAUCAUCUCCCCAUGCCUUAUUGUUAUUUUUAAAGUUUUUUUUUUAACCGCUGCCCCUAAUUUGGUCAAGCAGUAAAUUACAAAUAACUCUUUGCUGUCCUACUUGUUAAUACUUUUUCUUUGUUUUUAAAAAAUAAUUUGUGCUUCAUUUUUAUUAGAUUUCCUCAUCCCUCCUGCAUUGCUUUGUCUAAAAAUGUUAACGAAACAAAAUGGAGACCAAGUUUGUCGAGUGACUUUGUUAACCAAGGAGGAAUUAGACUGAAAUUCCAACACUGGAGUUUUUUAAGGAAAGAUUGGACAACCAUUUGUCUGAAUCGGUGUAGGUUUUUCUGCUGGAGCAGGGGGCUAGAUUAGAAGACUUCCAAGGUUCCUUCCAGCUCUUUUAUGUUGUUAUUCUGAAUUAAGCUAUUUAAUUUUUAUGGGAUGGUUCAGAUCGAAAGCAAUGGUUUGUUUAUUGAAGAAGUCCAGGUUCAGAAAGCCUGUAGCACACAAAUUUCAAUUAACCAGAGGGAGAUGGAUUCAGACAACCCAGACCCAGAGUGAUGUAGAUUUAGUCCUAAAUAGACCAGAUUGUGCUGAGAGUCAGACAGAUUCCUUCUGGACAGCUAACUGCAUUCUCUGACAUCUGUGACUGAAAUCAAGUCCUAGAGAGGUUUUGCUAAAACCUGGUUUUUCUAGGCACUCCAUCUUGUUGUACAUUUCAUCCCAUGCCGUAUGAGGGCAGGGGGCAAAAUGGACAUAGAUGUGAAAGUGGCUGAUUUUCCCCUAACCUGUACAAGGUUGUUCCAUCUCUUAUGGUGCCACCCCAGAUUUGUUUUCCCCUUCAGAGGGAAAACUGUAGGAAAUGGAAAGGGAGCUGUUUGGAAAUGGAAAUGUUUGGCAGCUGCCAAAUGAAUGAUUUGAUCAUCCAAGACUUGUGUGGACAGGCCUGGCGAGGGGGAGAGGUGGAAUUCUUGGUUCACCACAAAGCCUCCAGUUGGGUCAGCCCUUUGAAGCAUUUUAACACCGGGGUCUGUUAAAAUGAUUUGAACACAUUACACAUCCUGAAUUUCAUUUUGCUCUCCUGCUGAUCAGAAAUAUGAAGUAUGAUGAAUCUGCCACGGUCAUUGGAGAUUUGAACUUGCAUUCCCCUCCACUUGUUUCUGUUGCAGUUCCUUAAGCAUUUUUAUGAGUUUAAUUAGGCUGGGGAAACAUUUAACUGGGAAGGAGGCUGUGAAGCUGAUAAAGAAAUACAGUGGUAGUUUGGUACUCAUCAUUAAUUGAUUCUGGGGGAGGAGGCGCAAUGAGUACCAAAAAUUAAUAAGUACCAAACAAUUUUUUCCCAUGUUGUGAAUCACAAGGCAGCCAACACCAACAAAUUCUAGCUGGUGUAUUGAAUGCCAAAUAAUGAGUUCCGGGACAAAAAUUUUCACAUCAAAACGCGUUGAGUACCAAAUUGGGUGUUUCAAACCAGUCGAGUGGCAAGAUACCACUGUAAAUAUUUCACAUCCCUUUUUUUCUAUGUGUAAUUUACAUGAGAUUCCUUCCUGUCUUCCUAGCCCAUACAUUCUGUGAUUUUGUAGCCCUCCAGAUGUUGAAGUCAAUUCCUUGGAUUUAGCCCAGAGUUCCACAAUCUUUCUGGCUUUGCAGACUGGUCCCACAUGAGCGUCAGGCAAGUGUGCUCAAAUGCACAGUCCCGCUUGUGUGAGCAAUGGGUAUGUACGCCUGCUAUGCGAGCUCGCCUACCACUUCCACAGCCCAGUUCCGAACGGCUCAAGGCCCAAUAGUGAGCGUGGCCCAGGGGUUGGAGACCCCUAGUCUAGCCAAUAGGGAAGUAACAGCUGGACAUCAUCUGAUUCUGGACAGUCAUUUGAGAGUGUUCAUGUUUCAUUGGAAACAUG
Ahaetulla prasina is the source of this 10234-nucleotide messenger RNA. RefSeq names its product TBC1 domain family member 10B (gene TBC1D10B). The coding region runs from base 3624 to 6008 and encodes 794 amino acids. Lineage: Eukaryota; Metazoa; Chordata; Lepidosauria; Squamata; Colubridae. The record is from RefSeq and is a predicted model, not a curated record. The transcript has 9 exons.